GGUAAGAAUUAAGGAGGGUUUUAGUUUGCAUUCGAUUUUUAUUUUAUAAACCAUUCGUGUGAAUUUGGCAACAAAUUAAAAUAAGGAAUAUAAAGAUGGGUUUAAAAAAAUUCGUUGUUGUAUUGGUUUUGUUUAAUUCUUUUUCGAGUAACGUCGCAUAUCCACUACAAAUUUUCGACAAAGGUUGUAAUCCAACAGGGGUUUUAUGCAAAAGCUCAACUACUUACACUUUUUGCUCCACAAUUGGAAAUCAAGCCUUAUAUAUUAUUUUGAAUGAGUUUUCUUGCCCUGAAGGCUAUUUUUGUAAUGAAAAUGUUAAUUUCCCUUGUAUUUUAGGUGAACAAACAACUCAAGCAAUAAUAACCGAAAUUACAACAGAAUUAAGCGAAAUAACAACUGAUAUAACACAAUUGGACGAAAUUACAUCAACUGAUGUAAUUGUAACAGAUACAACAGACACAACUGAAAAUGAAGAAAUGACAGAAAAUGUUUCAGAAAAUGUUACAGAAAAUGUUACAGAAAUUGUUACUACUGAAUUUGUUACUACUUCAUCUACAACAAAAAAACCAUUUUUACCACCAAAUUGUAUUGCAAAAGGAUUUCAUCCCGGACCAAAUUGUUCUCAAUAUUACGAAUGUGUUUCAGAGUAUUUUUGGAGUUACAAGGCGGUUUUAAGAAGUUGUGAUGAUGGAUUGUAUUUUAAUUCAAACACGAAAACUUGUGUCGAGCCAUCAAUAAGUGCCUGCGUCGACUAAUUUUAUUAAUUGUACCCUUUUUACGCCUCUUAAUCAAUAUUUAUUUUAUCCAUAUUGUAUAAUACAUUAUUCCCAUUUUAAAUAUUGACACUAAAUAACGCUCUGUUUAGCUUGUACUUGUAUAAACAUAAUUUCCUUUCAAAUAGAUAUUUUUCGAUCAACUCCAACUUUGUCCGUUUGUAUAAAGAUAAAGAAAUAAAACAAGAAAAUUGUAAGUGUAAGCCUUGUAACCUGUUGAUAGCCGUUAGCGUUUCUUAGAUAACAGGGUCCCCAUUUGCCGUUUGCAUCGCGAAUUCCUGAAAUAUUACUCGGGCAAUUUAUCGACGGGAUCUGGCAAAGGACGUGAACAGCAUAAAUGCGAACCUCGAUAUGGUAACAGCUGUUGUUGCCGUCAAAUCCUAUCUGGUUUAUGUAUCUAUUGUUUCAUCGAGUAUUAAGACCAACACACUUCCAUUGUAUACGCUUGUUAUGGUCAAUGUUAUCUCUUUUUAACAUUUCGAACUAUUAACUUGUAAUUUAUAAUAGUUAAUAAUAUUAAAUACUUUGGUUCUGUGACA
Molecule: messenger RNA, 1312 nt
Organism: Onthophagus taurus
Lineage: Eukaryota; Metazoa; Arthropoda; Insecta; Coleoptera; Scarabaeidae
Cellular component (GO): extracellular region
Molecular function (GO): chitin binding
Source: RefSeq, a predicted model, not a curated record